GUUAACUAACUGUGGAGCCAUCAGCUCAACCAUCUGCAACUUUUUAUGCCAUAAAUACUACACUGUGCAAGGCCUUUAACUCACAACUGCCUGUGUAGUGAAUAUCAAAGCCAAGAACAGACUAAGACUGCAGGAGAGAAUGGGGAAAGACUGCCAUCCAUUACUAAAAGGCGGAAGGAGAGAAAGCAAGUACACUCACGGGCUCACUCCAUCGGAUAUGGAGACUUUGGCUAGCCUCUGCGAGGUUUUUCUACCCCCUAUACAACAAAACUCAGCACAUGAUAUUGAGAACGCAGAGCCCUCUGUCGAACAUAUUCAGUCAUUCCUCAAAGCUUCUGGCUCAGAAAAUCUUGUUCCGGAUGAGGUUGCUGAAAUUCUAAUGAAGAGAGGAUUUUUCGAAGGAGUGUUAGUUGUUAGGCUGGUUCUAAGAAUUCUUUGUAGCAGGCUGGGGACUUUCUUACUAUGUGGAUCUUUGUGUCUUGGUAAUAAGUGGCCAUACUGUAAUAAGUUCUCUCGUAUUCCUCUGGAAAAGAGAGAGCAAGUUGUGCAGAAAUGGUUCAGGCAUAGCUUUCUGACGCCUAUUCGACUCGGCUUCAUAUUCAUCAAAUUCUUGUGUACCUUGGUUUUCUUCUCACAGGCUAAUGAAUAUUCAGAAAAUCCAGCAUGGAAAGCCAUCGGGUACAAUGUGAAUAAUCUCGAUCAGAAGUUGUCAGAAAAAGAGGAACGACCUCUUGCUAAAGGAAUGGUUGAAACCAUCUACGAGACUGACUCCAGCUUUGUUCGUUCGCUCACCCAAAAAGGCCUCACUGUCACCAAAGAUCCUAAACUAGUAAAUACAUACAAGUUUGCAUGUGAUGUAGUAAUUGUAGGGUCUGGUUGUGGUGGAGGUGUGGCAGCUUCCGUGCUGGCAAGAUCAGGCUAUAAGGUUGUGGUUCUUGAGAAAGGCAACUACUUCACCAAGAAUGACUAUUCUUCCCUGGAAGGACCUUCCAUGAACCAGCUCUAUGAAAAUGGAGGUAUUCUUUCAACUAUAGAUGGGAAAACUAUGGUCUUGGCAGGAUCAACAGUUGGUGGUGGUUCAGCAAUUAACUGGUCAGCCUGCAUCAAAACACCAAAGGUUGUGCUGCAGGAAUGGAGUGAUAAACACAAUCUCCCACUUUUUACAAGCUCAGAGUACGAAGCUGCUAUGAAUACAGUGUGGAAAAGAAUUGGGGUUACGGAGAGAUGUGUGGAAGAGGGUUUCCAGAAUCAAAUUCUUCGUAAAGGGUGUGAAAGACUAGGUUUUGAAGUUGAAGCAGUUGCAAGAAAUUCCUCAGAGAAUCAUUAUUGUGGUUCUUGCUGUUAUGGUUGCAUAUCAGGAGAUAAGAAAGGGACUGACACUACUUGGCUGGUUGAUGCAGUAGAUGCUGGUGCAGUAAUCAUAUCAGGAUGCAAAGCUGAGAAGUUUGUGAUAGAAAAGAAUUCAAGGAAUUCGAAUUAUGAAAGAACAAGAAAAAAGAAAUGCCUUGGUGUGAUUGCCAGUUUCAAUCUGAAGGAGAAUAAUAACAUUAAUAAGAAGAGCAUCCUUCAUAUUAAGGCAAGAGUAACCAUCUCAGCAUGUGGAGCUCUCUUGACGCCACCUCUUAUGAUCUCUAGUGGAUUAAGAAAUCAAAACAUUGGCCUGAACCUUCAUCUGCACCCAGUAGUGAUGGCUUGGGGGUAUUUUCCAGAAGAAACUAGUUUGGAGUUCAAAGGAAAACAUUACCAAGGCGGCAUUAUUACAUCUGUUCAUAAGGUUGUUGAUUCAAAGUCUAAUGAUGUCAGAGCCGUAAUUGAAGCUGCUGCAUUAUUACCAGGAUCAUUUGCUGGAUUAUGUCCUUGGAAGUCUGGACUAGACUACAAGACAAGAAUGUUGAAGUAUGCUAGAACAGCUCAUUUGUUUGCGAUGGUUAGGGAUAGAGGAUCAGGGAAAGUAAAGGCGGAAGGGAGGAUAUCUUAUACUAUGAACAAGGAGGACACUGAAAAUCUUAAAGCAGGUCUAAAGGAAGCAUUGAAGAUUUUGAUUGCAGCAGGAGCUGUUGAGGUGGGAACACAUCAGAGUGAUGGACAGAGAUUUAAAUGUGAAGGGACAAGUGCGGCUGAGCUGGAAGAAUUUCUAGACAGAAUUUCUGCAGCUCAAGGGCCUAAAUCGAUGGUAAAAAAUUGGACAACCUAUUCAACAGCCCAUCAAAUGGGAAGUUGUAGAAUGGGGAAAGAUUACACUCAAGGCGCCGUUGAUGAUAAUGGGGAGAGUUGGGAAGCGCAAGGCCUUUUUGUUUGUGAUGCCAGUGUUCUACCUACUGCUGUUGGCGUCAAUCCAAUGAUUACUAUCCAAGCAACUGCUUACUGCCUCUCAAACAAAAUCGCGGAGAUUUUGAAGAUAAAGGCAUCCCAAAAUUGAAUCAAUUUUUCAAUCCUUCUUUCGAUCAUGUACACAGAUUUAGAGACAUUUGUUUACAUUGAAGUUCAAGUUUUUCAGAUUAAGGAAGGCUAUAUGUUACUUCUUUAACUCUUUUCGAUUGCAACUUGGUGUGUA
This is a messenger RNA of Daucus carota subsp. sativus, 2554 nucleotides long. RefSeq names its product long-chain-alcohol oxidase FAO1. The transcript has 3 exons. Bases 140 to 2419 code for a protein of 759 amino acids. The record is from RefSeq and is a predicted model, not a curated record. Gene Ontology annotation, molecular function: long-chain-alcohol oxidase activity; flavin adenine dinucleotide binding. Lineage: Eukaryota; Viridiplantae; Streptophyta; Magnoliopsida; Apiales; Apiaceae.